Capronia coronata CBS 617.96 is the source of this 711-nucleotide messenger RNA. RefSeq lists its product as uncharacterized. Gene Ontology annotation, biological process: protein import into mitochondrial matrix. Gene Ontology annotation, molecular function: transmembrane protein transporter activity. Lineage: Eukaryota; Fungi; Ascomycota; Eurotiomycetes; Chaetothyriales; Herpotrichiellaceae. Bases 1 to 711 code for a protein of 236 amino acids. The transcript is spliced from 2 exons. Gene Ontology annotation, cellular component: mitochondrial inner membrane; TIM23 mitochondrial import inner membrane translocase complex. The record is from RefSeq and is a predicted model, not a curated record.
AUGUCGAUCUGGGACGCCUUCACCGGCAGAAAAUCCUCCAAGCAGAGUGCAGAACCACAGCCUGCAGAGCCUGCGCCUUCGGCUGGAGGUUUCGCGCAAGCACCAUCCUUCGACCCUAAUGCCCCGACAGACGUAUCGUCGUUUCUCGGGAGCGCCUCUCUUCCCGAUGCUUCAAAACUUCAUCCUCUCGCCGGUCUAAAUCAGCAGACACUGGACUAUCUGACGUUAGACGAAUCCCAACUGUCAGAGCUCCCGGGCUCGAGAUCAAUAUUACCUUCACGCGGCUGGUCGGAUGAUUUAUGUUACGGCACAGGAGUUGUAUAUCUGACAGCGCUGACGACUGGUGGAGCAUGGGGUUUGAUAGAAGGGUUGAAUCGAACGCCGGCGUCUGCACCGCCCAAGCUGCGGUUGAACAGCGUUUUGAACAGCAUCACCAGACGAGGGCCCUUCCUCGGGAACUCGGCUGGUGUGGUUGCGAUGGUGUACAAUGGUAUCAAUUCGACCAUUGGCUACUACCGGGGAAGACAUGAUGCGGCAAACAGUAUCGUGGCGGGCGCACUAAGCGGUGCGAUUUUCAAAUGCACAAGAGGCUUGAAGCCCAUGUUGAUCUCCAGUGGCAUCGUUGCUUCACUGGCGGGAGUCUGGGCUCUCACCCGGAAAGUCCUUUUCGAGCCUCCUGAGGACGAAGCCUCUACGUCAGCAAAUCUUUAA